AUGCAUCCACCCAAGUGUUCAACAUUCGUUCUGAGGGAAUCGCGGCAUGGAGGAUGCAUUGAUGCAGAGAUUGAAUGUCUUGUGAAGUAUUUUGUAGUCAAAAGUUGCAACCGUGAGAAUUUAGAAUUAUCGGUACAACAAGGAGUGUGGGCAACUCAACGGAACAAUGAAGCUAAACUAAAUGAGGCUUUUGAUUCUGUGGAAAAUGUUAUUUUGAUAUUUUCGGUCAACCGGACCCAGCAUUUUCAGGGUUGUGCAAAGAUGACAUCUAGAAUUGGCGGCUCUGUCAGUGGGGGGAACUGGAAGUAUGCACAUGGAAGUGCACUUUAUGGGCGGAAUUUCUCAGUUAAAUGGUUGAAGGGACUAUAUUUCAAUUUCCCUGAUUUCCACAGUGCGUCUGUUGUAGUCAUAAUGUGA
Messenger RNA from Ilex paraguariensis (yerba mate), 417 nucleotides. NCBI's taxonomy places the organism in Eukaryota, Viridiplantae, Streptophyta, Magnoliopsida, Aquifoliales, Aquifoliaceae. The record is from the annotation of a GenBank genome assembly.